CUCUUGCACGCCCGCCAGAACACACUCCUCGCCCCGUGCAGUCCGCCCUCCAAGUGCAGCCAGAAGCUGCCCCGACCUCGCCCGCGUCUCCCACAGCACAGCGCCUACACCCACGGCAAUCAUGGCCGGAUGGUUUGGCGGCUCGGCCAACAGCGCGCUCGACGAGCAGAUCGAGCGCGCAACCACCUCGAGCCUGGAAGACAUGCCGCUCAACCUCGAGAUCUCCGACGUCAUUCGCUCCAAGACGGUGCAGCCUAAAGACGCCAUGCGCGCGCUCAAGCGGAGAAUAGGGCACAAGAACCCCAACGUCCAGCUUGCCGCCCUGAACCUCACAGACACAUGCGUCAAGAACGGUGGCGUCCACUUCAUACAGGAGAUAGCCUCACGCGAGUUCCUCGACAACAUGACCUCGCUGCUCAAGGCGCCCUCGAACGUUGCGCCAAACCACGACGUGAAGAACAAGAUGUUGGAGCUGAUACAGUUAUGGGCAACCGCCGCUGAGGGUCGCAUGAAUCUGAGCUAUAUGGGGGACGUGUACCGCACACUGCAGCGAGAAGGCUUCCAGUUUCCUCCCAGGGAGCACAUCGCCAGCAGCAUGUUGGACAGCAGCGCACCUCCAGAAUGGACAGACUCCGACGUCUGCAUGCGGUGUCGAACUGCCUUCACCUUCACAAACCGCAAGCACCAUUGCCGUAACUGCGGAAACGUCUUCUGCGGAGCUUGUUCGAGCAAAAGCAUACCGCUCCCUCAUCUCGGCAUCAUGGAGCCUGUGCGCGUCGACGAUGGCUGCCACGAAAAGCUUACAGAGAAAUCUCGUGGCCCACCUAUGCCCAACAUCUUCACGUCCCCUAAACUCACAAAAACACUCUACCAAGGCUCUAUGGAGCCAAGAAGUGCGCGAGUCGAGGACAGCUUUGACGCAGACCUGAAGCGCGCGUUGGAGAUGAGUCUAGAAGAAACAAAGGGGAAUAGCUCCUCAGGGUUCGUGCCGCAGUCACAAAUACGUCCGCAAGCAAAACCCGCCACCAACGGCAAGGCGAAGCAGGAGCCUGAGGAAGAGGAGGAUGCUGACCUCAAGGCUGCCAUUGCAGCUUCUUUGGCCGACAUGGAGGAGCAGAAGAGCAGGUACACCACAACAUUCCGCCAACAGACCACCAGCUCGAACGGGACGUCUUUUGUUGCGCCCAAGAACGACUACGAACUCACUCCAGUCGAGGCGGAGAAUAUCAAUCUUUUCUCGACUCUGGUCGACAGACUGCAACACCAAGCUCCAGGGACUAUCCUACGAGAACCCCAGAUACAGGAGCUAUAUGAAAGUAUCGGAAAGCUGCGACCAAAACUUGCUCGUACCUAUGGCGAGACGAUGAGCAAGCAUGACACUCUCCUCGACCUACACGCUAAGCUCUCCACCGUUGUCCGAUACUACGACCGAAUGCUCGAAGAAAGACUGUCUAGCACCUACAACCAAGCCGGCGCCGCUGCAUACGGUCUUCCACCGCCCAUGCAAAGGCCCGCAUCCAACCUCUACCCCAGCAUCCAAUCCAGUGCUCCCGACGGCAGCGAAAACUACUACACGGCAAACACAGCGCAAUCAGACGCAUACGGACGACCGCAACCACACUACCCCAGCGCCUACCAGUCAACGCCCCAACCGUCAUACGCCCGCGCAUCCGUCCCACCACCAUCCUGCGCCCCACCAGACCAAUACCAGCAGCCAUCACAGCCGUACCCGAACCUAGCCCAACAUCACACCGCCACAGCACGCCCGCCCAGCACAGUCUAUCAAAAACCCGCUUCCCCCCAACUCCAACGCAGAGUAUCCAAUCAGCAAUAUCCCCCGCAAUCUUACCCGCCACAAGCACCACCCGCCAACGUAUCAGACGCCGAGAGCGCGAGUUUCUACUAUGGAGAAAAUACCCCGGUGCCACAACAACAGCAACAACAACCGGCUCAACAGCAACAACAACACUUCGCUCCCCAACAACCCGCGUCCCCUGACCCGUACGCCCAUGCUCCCCCCGUCUCGCCCCCCACACAGCCCGUAAACGCGUGGUACACUCCGGGGUAUCAGCCGCCGCAGUCACAGCCUCAGCCGCAACAGCAACAGCAACAGCAACAACCACCUCAGCAACAGCAGCAGCAGUGGCAACAACAACCCCCGCAGCAACAACAACAGCAGCAACAGCAACAACCCGCCCCAUGGCAGCCCGCACCCUAUGCAACCGGCGGCUACGGACCAGAGAGUUUCCCCAGCGCGCCGCAGAAUAUGCUGCCCGCGCAGCAGCAGAAGGUUGUGGAUGAGCCGUUGAUUGAUUUGUAGCCUAUAUUCUUUUUUUUGUAGAGGUGGGGUGGGGAGGGGUGGUUGGUUGUUUGCGGGUGGAUGGAUGGGGAUAUGGACGUGGAAAUUAGUGGAAAGGAAUGGGAGCAGAAGAGUCGAGAGGAAGUGAAAGAAGAGAAGAAGAGAGAAUGAUACCAUUUACUUGCUUGCUUGUCUUGACAUUUCACUUCACCAUUAGAAACGAACAAACGAACGAACGAAUUCGUAACGUAUCUUGCUUUGCCAUGAUAUACAUACGCACUACAUACAUACAUAGCUCAAAUAACUAAAUAGACAAUACCUGCUCAGCC
This is a messenger RNA of Dothidotthia symphoricarpi CBS 119687, 2628 nucleotides long. RefSeq names its product ubiquitin binding protein. Gene Ontology annotation, biological process: protein targeting to vacuole; protein transport to vacuole involved in ubiquitin-dependent protein catabolic process via the multivesicular body sorting pathway. Bases 122 to 2320 code for a protein of 732 amino acids. NCBI's taxonomy places the organism in Eukaryota, Fungi, Ascomycota, Dothideomycetes, Pleosporales, Dothidotthiaceae. The record is from RefSeq and is a predicted model, not a curated record. Gene Ontology annotation, molecular function: ubiquitin binding; metal ion binding; phosphatidylinositol-3-phosphate binding. The transcript has 5 exons. Gene Ontology annotation, cellular component: ESCRT-0 complex.